Messenger RNA from Clupea harengus (Atlantic herring), 3282 nucleotides. RefSeq lists its product as uncharacterized. Lineage: Eukaryota; Metazoa; Chordata; Actinopteri; Clupeiformes; Clupeidae. Gene Ontology annotation, biological process: regulation of cytokine production; negative regulation of transcription by RNA polymerase II; regulation of immune system process. Gene Ontology annotation, cellular component: nucleoplasm. Gene Ontology annotation, molecular function: RNA polymerase II cis-regulatory region sequence-specific DNA binding; DNA-binding transcription repressor activity, RNA polymerase II-specific. The record is from RefSeq and is a predicted model, not a curated record.
ACGCAUGCCCACUAGUCAACAUCCGGAAGCGAGAUUGUUGCGGAGAACGAUAAGUGCCUAGAAGGAGAAAUCCUGAAAAAACAAAUAUAUAUCGUAGGUCGUGAAGUAUUCUCAAUUUCUUGCAACAUUACUGCAUUUGGGUUGUAACUGUUUACUCGGAGAUUACGACCAAGCCUUUUAGACAUCCCACGAUAUACAAAACGGAUAACCACUUGAGCUUCAAGGGUCUCGAAAUCUUGAGGAUCCAACCAACGUCCGCCUGAACAGCUGUUGUCUAAGCUGUCCUCUUUAUCCAGCGUUUAUCAGAGUAUUUGUAUUCAGGAUUUAUGAAACACUUUGAAACAUAGAAUAUGAUCGGCAUAUACACUUACUGAGCGUAGCGAGCUAUAAAGCAUGGUAUAUGGGUGUGUGUUUAACUUCGACUACAUUUGUUUAUCGAACUAGCGAUAAUGUUCUGGUUAGCUUCUGAGUAAGGCUACAUUUUAAAACAUCGUUAAUGUUAAAUUGUGAUAACGUUAUUGUGAUGGAUUAGCCAGGCACUACGCGGAGGCUCGUACUCGGCGAUAGUUUCGAUAAGGUGUAUUUAUGAUAGGUGGAAGAAUCGAGGAUCAAUUCGUUCUACAAUAGUUAGCACAACUACAUAACGUUGGAGGCUAUUGUAUUCAUACAUCGCACCAUUUGAUAACGAGUUUCUGUAGACGUUUUGAAGAAGAGCACUUCUGUUAAAAAUUGCCAAAUAUCACAACAGGAGAAUGGCAGACUCUCUAAAGACCUUCCAGGUGCAUCUCACAGCCGUCAUGGACAGUUUAGUCCGUGCGUCGGUGUGUGAGAUCUCUAAACUGUUCCAGGACACCGUCAACGACUAUUUAGUGGAAAUAUCUUUGAAUAGAAAAGAGAAUGAAGCUUUGAAGCUGAGACUGAGACUGACCGAGAACAAGCUAAGGAACGAGCGCAAGUAUGGCCUCAGUUGGGCGAGCCGUCGGGCUGGCCUGGCAUCAGAUGACGGCGGGCGAAAGAAGCGCAAAGUGGACAUGGCCAGAGGAAAGGCAGGGAAGGAGUGGAGUGGUAGAGCGUGGGAGGAGGGGGUUGGAGAAGCGAGGGAGGAGGGUAGGGACGUGUACCUCGUUCAUCUGCCUCAAGGAGAAGAGGAGGAGAGGGAGGAGAGAAGACGUGCCUCUGGGGAGGGAAAGGAGCCAGCCGACAUCAAAGAGGAGUCUUCUGAGCAGGAGGCUGGUUACAGACCGGACUCUCUGAGGCUGAUCCAGGAGGCUCUGCAGAUGGAGCCCAAUGAGCCAACAUCUAGUGGCCCACACAAUCAAACAAAUGUAGAUCUGAACCCGGCCACCGGCUCUGUUGGAUUGGCUUCAGAUAACCGCAGCCCCUCGGGCCUCUCCGGUGCCCAGGAAGAUUGGAAGGGAGAGCCAGCCUGUGCCGACGGGGCAGAGGAGGGUGGAGCCAGCGUGGAUGAGCUCAGUGGCCUCGAGACGGCCUUGAAGGCGGAGCGGGAGAGGGAGAAGGCCAGAUCAGGGCUCAGCAGCCCAGCCCAAAUAGCCAUGUCAAGCACCAGGGGUGACCUGGAGUACGUGAUGAGCCCCAAGUACAUCGGCCUGGACGGCCUCUGCAGCUCCCAGCAGCAGCAGCAGCCCGCUUCCCCACACACAGCAGCCGGUCCAGCCACCACAGGCUGGGCAAAGAGAGCCCCCCGAGAAGAGGUCAACAGCUCGCCCCCUCUGCUAGAGGAGGGUGAGGGAAUACAACUCCCAUCAGCCACUAGUAGCCUGGAAGAGGAAUCCGGAGGCGAAGGCGGGGACUUCCUGCAUUUUUGCCCGCAGUGCGGCGGUGGUUUCAACUCCACUCAGGACCUGGAGGAUCACGCGUGCCCCGUUGGCGCUGACGAGGAGACGCCCUUCCAGUGUGCCACCUGCGGCCGUGCCUUCAGCCAGGCGUGGGCCUUGAAGAACCACGAGUGCGUUCCCAACGGCGAGAGGCCCCACCGCUGCGAGCUGUGCGGCAAGCGCUUCAUGCACUCACGCUCUCUGGAGCGGCACCAGCUGGUGCACACGGGCGAGAGGCCGCACCGGUGCCCGCAGUGCGGCCGCAGCUUCAGUCGCCUGGGCAACCUGGAGCGGCAUCAGCGCAUCCACACGGGCGAGCGGCCGUACGAGUGCGGCGCCUGCGGGAAGCGAUUCAGUCGCGUGGAGUACCUCAAGAGGCACCAGAACAUCCACAGCAGUGACCGCGGCGACAGCGACCGCCCCGGCGACCGCCCCGGCGACUGCCCCGAGGGCCAGGGUCUACAGUGCCCACACUGCGGCAAGACCUGCAGCGACCCCGAACAGCUCAAACAGCACCAGUGUUUCUACAGCAUGUAACACACAGCAUGUUAACAGGCAGAAACAAAAACAAAAAGACUGCUUGCAAAAAGAAAUGACAUGCACAGCCGAAUGACCUCAGACAUUUCAAAGACCAUCUGCACUCUGAAAUGGUAAUCAUACACGGAAAUAGGGCUGAACGAUUUGGGAAAAUAAUCUAAUUGCGAUUUUUUUUACCAAAAUAUUGCGAUUGCGAUUUAAAACACGUUUUUAGAAAAUCGAGUUCUAUCAUAUCGCGAUUAAAUCGCAAAUGCAAUUAAUCGUUCAGCCCUACACGGAAAUCACAUACUCAUACUCAAAUACACCCAACAAUUUAAAGACAACCAGUGCCGUCAAAACAUUCAAUUCAAUAACCAGUAAUGGCUUAGACCCUGCAUCACCUGAAGACCAUAGCAUACGGAAGUCAAGUGGUUACACGACUGUUGUUUCUUGUAUGUAACAUCCAACUUCCUUUAAAUCUGUACACACUCCAUGACAUGCCAUGGCAGCUUCAACUUCUGCCAAGUGAGGCGAAAGACUGAGACUAAGAAGACUUUUCCCCUUUGAAAUGAUGAAUUCAUUGGUCUUGUACAAACCAUUAGAAUGUGUUGGACUUUAACUUGUGUUUUGUGUUCUACCCAAAAAGACCCUGUAUGAAAAUAAUAAGGUUUUGAAAAUUAUUUUUCUUCUGUGAGGCUCUGCAAUUUUAAGCAUACUUUCACAAGAAGUUACUGAUCAUGUUAAUUUGUUUUCCUGGAUGGAGGCCUUUUCUUGGUAUAAAUGGAUGCUUUAUUCAGACCCUGUCAAUGUCAUCUCUCUCAUCUCGCUUCUACUGGGCAGCAGAGCCGUAUGGAGUGACAACUUUCUCUUUUUGUACAAGUUUACAGGAUGUACCUUGUGUCAAUAAUAAAUGAACACACAUUAAAGGAUG